AUGGCUUCUGCUGCGAGUCUCGUAAUCUUCAUCUGGCUGAUGCCCUUUGUAGCAUCGAAAGAAUUCUCUAACCCAAACAUCACUCGCACCAUAACCCUCUCGCCGCCCUCUUCUCCUGCCCCAGGACGACAAAUUGUUGAUGCAGCAUACCAAUCAUUCUCAAUUGAGUUUUCGUACAUGGCUGACUAUGGUGGGAACAACUCAAACCCAAACCUGUUCUCCAAGCAAGUUGUCCAGAAUCUGCAUGAUAUUUCUGGAGCGUAUCCAAUCUUCCGCAUCGGGGGCAGUACCCAGAAUUCUGCUGUGUAUUACCCGAAUCAGUCUGUAGCUAUCAUCGACCCGUUUUCCUCUGUGGCUUCAGACCAGCCGUCGAAGUCCAUGCUUGGUCCGGCAUGGUUUGAGUCAUUCCAGCAAUUCCCUGAAGGAACGCAGUAUAUAUACGGGCUGAACUUUUUCAAUCCGGUGAAUGAGACAUUGUUCAAUGUCGGCAAUGGUCUUGACCAGUGUGUGCUUGAAGCCUAUGCUGCCCAUACAGCACUAGGUGAUUCUCUGUACGCAUUUGAAAUCGGGAAUGAGGUUGACGGCUGGCCCGGAGGCUCGCGUCGACCAAGCAAUUGGACAAUCCAGAGCUACGUAACUCAGUGGAAUCAGUACGCUACGGCUAUCAGCUAUAACUUGACGGGCGAGGGUGCCAUGCGCUUGUUCCAGGGCUGUGCUUUUGAGGCUCCUCGGCAUAUUGGAAACAGAACGUUUUGGAACGUGCAGAAUGCCGAGUUAGAUGGAAUGCGUUCGAACAUGGCCAAGACGGUUUCGGACCACGAGGCGAGCCCUACCAUUGAAACGACUCUGUUCAACCGUACGAACAUGUUAUCCCGCGUUUGGUACCACGAUUAUCUCGGUAACAUAACGGCCCAAUCGGGAAUCGAGUAUGUGAUUGGCGAGACGAACUCCAUUUCGUGUCAAGGAGCUUUCAACAUCUCAGACGUGAUGGCAUCCGCUGUCUGGGCAGUCGACUAUACCAUGUAUUUGUCCUCACUCCGGGUAUCGCGAGUCCACUUUCAUAUGGGAACCCGUUAUCGCUAUUCGCCAUGGCAGCCAAUAUAUUACAACGAUACGGAACCGCACGUCAAGCCGAUAUAUUACGGGAACUUGUUCAACGCAGCGGUAUUUGCUGGUGGUAACAAGCAAAUAGAAGUCCUUCUUAACGAGACAAAUUUCGGUGCCUAUGCUGUCUAUAACUCAAGAAUUCUCGAAUCUAUUGUGGCCGUCAACCUCAACAUGUGGAACUGGACAUUUGACCUUAUUCGACGGCCGUACACGGCUUUGGUUCUCCCCAAGCACUGGGAGAAGGCCACAAUCUCCAGGCUGACGAGCCCUGGCGUUGAUAUUGCUGAGAAUAUCGCGUUUGCAGGCCAGUACGUUAACGAGAACGCCCAAAUCGUUGGUAAGAAGACAUACGACCAUGUGGUUUCGGGGAAAGUGCUGGUGGGAGCGGGCGAAGCCGUAUUGAUCAGGUUGUGAAUUCCACGUAAGAG
This is a messenger RNA of Mollisia scopiformis, 1535 nucleotides long. RefSeq lists its product as uncharacterized. The coding region runs from base 1 to 1521 and encodes 506 amino acids. The record is from RefSeq and is a predicted model, not a curated record. The transcript is spliced from 5 exons. NCBI's taxonomy places the organism in Eukaryota, Fungi, Ascomycota, Leotiomycetes, Helotiales, Mollisiaceae.